Messenger RNA from Cryptomeria japonica (Japanese cedar), 657 nucleotides. RefSeq lists its product as uncharacterized. The transcript has 2 exons. Lineage: Eukaryota; Viridiplantae; Streptophyta; Pinopsida; Cupressales; Cupressaceae. The record is from RefSeq and is a predicted model, not a curated record. The coding region runs from base 1 to 657 and encodes 218 amino acids.
AUGGAACUGCACACCAAGUUCACUGAACCAGAAAGGAAAAGGAAGGUGGCUAAGAUAGUGGAGGAAAUCCUCAUUGGGGAAGGUUACCCAAGAGAGCAAGUCAGAGCUGCAAGAGAUGCAGAAGAAAAGGCAAAGAAACAAAAGACUGCACCAACUCCAGUCAAAGAAAAGGUGAUUGGGUCUUCUUCUGCUCUGGUGAAGACACCUUCAACUGAAUCAGAACCCUCUGGUUCAUCUGCUAAGGGCAAAGGUGUUCUGAGGAAGAAGAAGAAACCCCAAAGAGAGUAUGCUACAGUUUCCUUGGUAGCAUCUGAAACUGAGUCAGAUUCAGACAUUCCAAAGGCCCCAAAGAAAGGAGAAUUUGCAGGGGUGAUACAAAAACCUCAAUCCGAUGCUGAGAAGAAAGGGCUGAAGGAGAAGAAGGCAAAGUCUGAUCCUGUUCCGGUAAGCAAGCCUAAGAAAGGAAGAAAGAUAAAAUUUGACUUGGAUGAGGCAAUUGAAUCCGAGGUUGAGGCAAAUAAGGGAAAUGAAAAAUCAGCUGAGGCAGAGGAUUGUGCACCAAGUGGUGACAAUGGUGCACGGGAGGAACCCAUAGAGGAUAAAGGUAAAGCAGGGCAGGAGGCUAAGAAAAAGGAUGAGGAAAAACAGGAGGAAUAG